This is a messenger RNA of Aphidius gifuensis, 4272 nucleotides long. It is a transcript of the gene Smurf, whose product is annotated as E3 ubiquitin-protein ligase SMURF1. Gene Ontology annotation, biological process: negative regulation of BMP signaling pathway; ubiquitin-dependent protein catabolic process. Gene Ontology annotation, molecular function: protein binding; ubiquitin protein ligase activity. The record is from RefSeq and is a predicted model, not a curated record. Bases 249 to 3128 code for a protein of 959 amino acids. The transcript has 8 exons. Lineage: Eukaryota; Metazoa; Arthropoda; Insecta; Hymenoptera; Braconidae.
GUAUCGAAUACUUGAAAACCUCACAAUCGAAAUAAUAAUAAAAAAAAGUAAUAAUAAUUUCGCUGCUGUUGUGUGUGUUGCUGUGUUGAUUUGCGUUGGUGUGUCGAGAGAGCCGCGGCUCAUCGCGGGUGCUAUCUUAAUUUUCUAAAAUUUUUAUAAUUUAAUAAAAUAUCAUUUAUUGUGUUUAUAAAUAAUAAUAGUUUAAAGUGCCGAAUGCUCGGAUAUUGUUCGUUAAAUGUUUGUGAAUAAUGUCGAAUCCUGGUGUCAGCAGGAGAAACGGGGCGAUCAAGAUACGCCUGACGAUUCUCUGUGCCCGCAAUUUAGCAAGAAGAGAUUUAUUUCGACUCCCUGAUCCAUUUGCCAAGGUUAUUGUCGAUGGUUCGGGACAGUGUCAUAGUACUGAAACUUGUAAAGCGACACUCGACCCCAAGUGGAAUCAGCAUUAUGAUUUAUAUAUUGGUAAAAAUGAUGGAAUUACCAUAUCAGUCUGGAAUCACAGAAAAAUACAUAAAAAACAAGGAGGUGGUUUUUUAGGAUGUGUUAAAAUACAAUCAAGUACAAUACAAAGACUCAAAGAUACUGGAUGUAUAAUAGAUCAACGUUUAGAACUUUGUAAAGCACAAAUAGAUGAUACUGAUGUUAUUAAAGGACAAAUAGUUGUAUCAUUAUUAUCAAGAGAUGGACAUAAUGGUGCAGUGAGUAAUACAGUUGGUCAUAAUGCUGUUGUUGAUGUGCUUGGUGAGUUAAGUUGUCCAACUGAUUUACCAGAUGGUUGGGAAGAAAGAAGAACUGAAAUUGGUAGAUUAUAUUAUGUUAAUCAUUAUACUAAAACAACACAAUGGACACGUCCAAAUUCAAGAAAAAAUAAUGGUAUAAUAUCAACAACACCAGAACCACCAGCAUUAUCAUUAUCUGAGCCAACAUCACCAAGUAGUAGUGGUUCACCAUCAGCACAAAUUGAAAAUAAUAAUAAUAAUACAUCAUUAAAUAGAAGUCAAGAAUUAUGGAAUGGUAAUAUAACACCAAAUAGAGUAUCAAGUCGUGAUAAUUCUGCUCAAAAUACACCAAGAAAUACACCAACUCAAAAUCAUCAAAGUAAUAAAAAUACACCACCACCACCAUUACCACCACCUCCAUCACCAGUUACAACAUCAUCAUCAUCAACAACAACAUCAUCAUCAUCAUCAAGUGUAAGAGAAAGAAGAGCAAGAAAUUGUGAUGAUAUUAAUACAACAAAUUCAACUGUUAAUGGUAGAAUACAAACAUCAGUACAACCACGUAGACCAAGUCGUCAAAAUAGAAGUAGAAAUGGUGGUAGUGAAAGGAGAAAUGAAUCACAACCACUUGAUCUUCCACGUGGUUAUGAAAUGCGACAAACACAACAGGGACAAGUUUAUUUUUUUCAUGUACCAAGUGGUGCAUCAACAUGGCAUGAUCCACGUAUACCUCGUGAUUUACCAGCAAAUGAAUUAGCAAAUGAAUUAGGACCAUUACCAAGUGGCUGGGAAAUGCGUCAAACACCAAGUGGUAGAGUUUAUUUUGUUGAUCAUAAUAAUAAAACAACACAAUUUACUGAUCCAAGAUUAUCAACUCAAAUUAUAAAUAAUUUAUUAAAACGUCAAAAUAAUAAUGGACAACAACAACAACAACAACAACAACAAAAUAAUCAAAUUGGUAAUACAAGUAAUUCAACAACAACAAGAAAUGAUGAUAAUAAUAGUGUUAAUAAUGAAGCACCACCACCUCUUGCACCAAUAUCAACAACAACAUGUUCAGUUGCACCAAAUAUUAUUAUUAAUCAUUCAUUAAAUCGUUCAAUAAGUACAACAAAUAAUAAUUUAUCAUUAAAUGAAAAUAACAAUAUAAAUAACAUUAAUAAUAGUAAUAAUAUUAAUAAUAAUAGUACAACAAUAAAUCAAACAAUAUCUGAUUUACCAAAAGAAUUAAUGGAAAGUGAAUUAUUACCAAAAUAUAAACGUGAUCUUGUUGCAAAAUUAAAAUGUUUACGAGGUGAAUUAAAUGCAUUACAACCACAAAGUGGUCAUUGUCGUCUUGAGGUAUCACGUAAUGAAAUAUUUGAAGAAUCAUAUCGUUUAAUAAUGAAAAUGCGUCCAAAAGAUAUGAGAAAACGUUUAAUGGUUAAAUUUCGUGGUGAAGAAGGUCUUGAUUAUGGUGGUGUUGCACGUGAAUGGCUUUAUUUAUUAUCACAUGAAAUGCUUAAUCCACAAUAUGGUUUAUUUCAAUAUUCACGUGAUGAUAAUUAUACAUUACAAAUUAAUCCAGAUUCUGGUAUUAAUCCAGAACAUUUAUCAUAUUUUCAUUUUGCUGGUAGAAUAAUUGGUAUUGCUGUAUUUCAUGGACAUCAUGUUGAUGGUGGUUUUACAAUGCCAUUUUAUAAAAUGUUAUUAAAUAAAAGUAUAACAUUAAAUGAUAUUGAAGGUGUUGAUCCAGAUUUACAUCGUAGUUUAACAUGGAUGUUAGAAAAUAGUAUUGAUGAUGUUCUUGAUUCAUCAUUUUCAGUUGAACAUAGUUCAUUUGGUGUAUUACGUAAUCAUGAACUUAAACCUGGUGGUAAAGAUAUUACAGUUAAUGAAGAAAAUAAACUUGAAUAUGUUAAGUUGUAUGUUAAUUAUCGUUUUAUGAGAGGUAUUGAACAACAAUUUUUAUCAUUACAAAAAGGUUUUCAUGAAUUAAUACCACCACAAUUAUUACGUCCAUUUGAUGAACGUGAACUUGAACUUGUUAUUGGUGGUUUAGGUAGUAUUGAUAUAGCUGAUUGGAAACUUCAUACUAGAUUAAAACAUUGUACACCUGAUACACCAGUUGUCAAAUGGUUUUGGCAAAUUGUCGAAUCAUAUGGUGAAGAAAUGAGAGCAAGAUUAUUACAAUUUGUAACUGGUAGUUCAAGGGUACCACUUCAAGGCUUUAAAGCAUUACAAGGUUCAACUGGUGCUGCUGGACCACGUUUAUUUACAAUUCAUGCAGUUGAUGCACCAAGUGAAAAUUUACCAAAAGCACACACAUGCUUCAAUAGAAUAGACAUACCACAGACUUAUCCGUGUUAUCAAAAAAUGCUUGAUAAAUUAACACAAGCUGUUGAAGAAACUUGUGGUUUUGCUGUUGAAUAAUCUCAGUCUGUUAUUGGCCUGAGAUGUCAUCAUUUAUUAACACAAAAUAAAAUAUGGAAAAAUUGAGUUGAACGAGUGGCGUUAUUAAUAUUGUCACAGUCAAUUAAUAAUCAUAUCAUUGAUCUGAUAGUGAAUAAAAAUAUAUAUCAUUUAGAAAAUGAUAAAAAUAUUUGUCAGCUAUUGUCAAAUAUUUUUAAUUAUUUAAACAUAUUUUACAAUCAUGAGGUAGAUAUUGAAAAUCUAUUAUUUGACUGAUUGAAAAAUCCAUAUCAACGUGUGAUUUGUUUUAUCUAGAUGAAUUUGUGAAAAUAAUAAUAAUUAAAACAAUAAGAGACAUAAAAAAUGACCUUCAAAAGUUCAGUGAUGUUAUUUAUUGGUAGGAAAAAAUAAUUAUAAUAAGUGAUUUAUCAAAUUAUAUCUCUCAAUCGAUAACAACUUCUGCAAUGAAGUUUUUUUUUUUUUUUGUUUUUUAUAAGAGCAUGUACAUAAUUAAGCUCGUUAAAUAUUUAAAAUAUUAAAACCGAAUAUUAUCAAUGGUUAAAUAAAAUAUGUGAAUAAACGAUAAUAAUAUUAAAUUAAUUAGGCAAAAAAAAAAGAAAAAUUUAGAAAAAGAAAUAUGUUAAAAAAAAUGUUUAGGAAAAAAUUAUCAAGUCAAAAUUUGACGUAAAAAAAAAAAAGAUAUAUAUUUAAAAAAAAUAUAUAACACGUACUUUUAAUUGAAAAAAAAUUAAUCUAUUUAGAAAUUUUAAUUGUGAAGAAAUCGGGUAGAGGUAUAGACUCAAUCGAAAUUAUUAAAUAGAAAACUUGAGAGUCUUUUGUGCCUUAAUGCCGAUAUACACACAAAAAAAAAAAAAACAUGAUAAAUUUCAAUCACAAUGUUCAUAUCAUUUUGGCAAUCAACAAUCAUAUCUAAAUAAUUAUUAUCAAUCACUAACUAUUGUUUAUUUGAUACAUCAAUUAUUUAUUAAUAUUAUCAACAAAAAAAAAUUAUAUAUAGCGUUGUAGUUGGUCCUCUUGUACGACUAAUUAUUUUAUUGUAUUUUUUAUCUUCUUUCAAUUUCGAUGACCUGUACGACUGGAAGUGUCCGACUGUCAAGAGUGCCUUUAAGAAAAUUUAAAAAAAAAAAUAAAACCUAUUGUUAAU